Molecule: messenger RNA, 312 nt
Organism: Zophobas morio
Lineage: Eukaryota; Metazoa; Arthropoda; Insecta; Coleoptera; Tenebrionidae
Product: enhancer of rudimentary homolog
Exons: 6
Coding region: 68-298 (76 amino acids)
Source: RefSeq, a predicted model, not a curated record
AUUAGUGCAAUACGAUAAAAAUUUAGCAUCAAGAAUUUGGUCUGAUUUUGAAACUGUUUUAUCUGGAAUGGCGGCGCUUUUCAAGUUUUACGAAGAACAUCUUAAACGCCUCGGGCCCUCUGAAGAUUUAGUUUAUGGACUUGAGGAAAUUCUCAACUACAUCGAUAGUUUACAUGAUUGUUGCUGUUUGGUCUUUAAUGAUUUGUUACUGACUUACGAGCCGAAAGAUAAGAUUUGGAUUAAAAACACGAUUACUGGCAAUAUUUUAGACCUUAAAAAUUUAAUUGACUCUCACUGAAUUUAUUUCAAGGC